Syngnathoides biaculeatus (alligator pipefish) is the source of this 5916-nucleotide messenger RNA. It is a transcript of the gene proca1, whose product is annotated as protein interacting with cyclin A1. The transcript has 3 exons. Gene Ontology annotation, biological process: arachidonate secretion; phospholipid metabolic process. The record is from RefSeq and is a predicted model, not a curated record. Gene Ontology annotation, molecular function: A2-type glycerophospholipase activity. The coding region runs from base 1143 to 3758 and encodes 871 amino acids. Lineage: Eukaryota; Metazoa; Chordata; Actinopteri; Syngnathiformes; Syngnathidae.
ACAUGGCUGACCAUUACGAACAGUUAGGUAAGGCAACAAACGUACACUUUGACAUUUGACAGACAAAACAGAUUCAUAUUUAUAUAUUUUCAUAUUUGUUGAUAUCCAAUUAUGACCUAAGGACCUUUUCUGAACUUAUAUCAGCCGUUUUUCAUUAAUAAAUGGUUAAUUAACGCUGCAACUGAGAAAAGUGAUGCUUUGUACCUCUCAUUUUAUCUUGCACCAAAAAAAAAAAAAAGUCACAAACAAUUCCUUAAGUUGUAAUUUACAAGAAAAAAAAAAGUUUGCAAUAAAAAUGUCAAAUGAUGCAUGAUAAAGCAUACUUUGAGUCAUAAUAUUACUAGGAAAAAAAUGUUAUGGGGGUGGAGGGAAGGUUUACAGGAAGAAAGGCACAUUACAAGGAAGAAAUGAAAAAUGAUUGGAGACUAAAGAUGGCAAAAAAUUGAAAAAAAGUUCUUCAAUUUGAGACAUUUGUAAUUAAGAAUAAAAUAAAUACAUAAGAAAAACUCGGUAAUUUUGCAGGAGUAAGUCAAAACCUUAAAAAAAACUGUAACCAAGUACUGGUUCAAUUAAAAUGCGUUGCACAUAAAUGGUAACCAAAAAUGGAAUUUAAAUACAAGUUUGAAAACAAGAUGAAAUGCAAAUGUGUUGAAUUUAAAGUUGAAUAAACGGCAACGAUGCAUUCGCGGACCAAUCGUUGAUAGCGCAACUGACAAUCGUUGUUGACCUAAGAUAAAGAAGGGGGGGGGUAAUGAAAAAUUACAGUUAUGGUGAUUUCCAUACUAGUAGAGAAUAACAAACAGGUGCAAGUUUCGUGGCCCACUUUUGGUUUGUUAUGUGACACAAUCAAAUAUCUUGUGAUUUUUUUUUAAAUUAGAAAUUACGAUAUAUAGCUCCUAAUUUUAAUAAAAGACUGGAAAAAUGUAAAAAAAAAAAAGCUAAUUGAUUUGUUUUGUUUACUAAUGCAAAGUUACACUUUUUAUACAUCCUUCAGUAAAGUAAACAUUUUGGAUUGAGUCUUAUCGCCAAAUUCCAAAUACUUCAAAUUCAUCUUACAGCAUUUCUUGAAAAACAAAAAAUACAGUCAAACUAUCCCCGAAAAGGUCAUUUUUUUUUGUUCUUUUUUUUUUUUUUACAGCUGUAUGUAUUUUGCAACCGCGGCUGAAUUUCUUGUCGCAUUUUUAGGCAAAUUUGAGGCGACGGACCGCUGCUGCCGCACGCACGACCACUGCCCCCACGUCAUCCACGCCUUCUCCUCCAAAUACGGCUACACCAACUUCAAGUGGCACUCCAUCUGUCACUGCGACUGCGACGAGGCGUUGAGAGGUUGCCUGCGCCAGGUCAACGACACGUCCUCCAUGGUGGUCGGGCAGGUGUUCUUCAACGUGAUCGGCGCGCCUUGCUUUGACUUUGUCUUCGAGGAGCGGUGUGCGGAGCGCCACUGGUACGGCUUGUGCAAAGAGUUCGAGAAGGUCCCCGUUGCCGUGGUGAGAGAGGCCAUCCCGUACGACUACGGCGGUAACGUGUUGACCGUGCCCCCCGCCAAGAUGAAGGACGACAACAAGCAGGAGAGCGCAACGCAAGCCACCUUGUACGGCCCCGAGGAACAUUCCCUCGGUAACGUGGUCACCGCCGCCAAGGACUUCAUCAAGGUGCUCGCCACGGUCUCCUCCACAUCCGCCGCCGAAUCCGACAAAGAGUCGCAAAGCUCUUCGAUGAAAAAGAACAAAGACAGCGCCGAGAAGAAGAAGAAGAAGAAACAGGGAAAAGGGCGGAAAAGAAAGCAAAAACUACUCCAACAAGGAGCUACAGUUUCACCUUCAGGAGGAAAAACAGAAGUAGAAGACGUCCCCGUGACUAACUUCAUCGCUGACCACCAGACGGACACACAGAGACAGAGUGAGGGUCACUCUGAGCCUUCCAAUGACAUCUUGAAGGCUGCACCACUGAUGGACACGGUCAAGUCUCCUCUCGUACCAGGAGAAAACGCAUGUCCUGCUUGGUCUCCACCUGGGAAAGGCAGGAACAAGGAGAAGGUACCCUCGACUUCCCCUGAGGAUGUUUUCCAACUUGCAGUCAACUCUACUGACAACUUCUCCGCUACCGUGAAGCCACAACCUGAACAAGAACACCCUUUUGAGGAAAUCCCUCAGCCUGCAGUCAACGUCACUGACAUCUUGGGUGUCACGACUCCUCCAAAAGCAGGGAAAAAAAGACCUCCUGCUGUGUCUCUACUGAAAAACAGCCGGCCCAGGAAGGGCAGGAGAAAGGAGAAGUUACUUGCGAUGUCUCUUGAGGAGAUCCCACAACCUGUGGUCGACUCCACCAAUAACGUCAACACCAUCGCGAUGUUAGAACCAGAACAAGAACGCCCUGGGGAGAUGACCCCUCAACCUGGAGUCGACUCCAGCAUCCCGAGUGUCCAUUCCAUCCUUGCAAUUCCGACGUCACAACAUCGGAACCACGCUUCCACCCCAAUUUCGCUAAGACUAUCCGGUGAGAAGAUGUCUCAACCUGUGGUUGACUACAUCAACACCCUCAGUGUCACAUCUCCUAUGCCAGUAAAAGAAACCAGUCCAACUCCUGGGGCCAUCUCAAAAACCAUCCCACCAAGGAAGGGCAGGCAAAAGGAGAAGGUGCUUGCAACUUCCCCCCAGGAGAUCCUUCCACUUGUGGCAGACCCCACAUGGAACCAGAGUACCACUUCAAUCCCCACCAUCCUGACAUUACAACAAUAUCCGAACAAACCGAUCCCUCAGCCUGCACUGGAUUUCAUAGACAAGCUCAGUGUCACACCUCCUCUGACACCAGAAGAAACCAGCCCUCCUGGUGAGUCGAGGUCUAAAAACAGGCGACCAAGGAAAGGGAAGAGAAAGUACAGAGAACCCGUGACUUCCCCAAAGGAGAUCUCUCAACCUGCAGUCAAUGCCACCAACACCUUGACAUCCCAACUCAAACGUGGAGAGAUCGUUCGACCGAGUGUAGACUCCACUGCCGUCAGUAUAAUAGUCCCGGCAUCUCAACCCAAACGAAAACACCCUGAUGAGGAGAUCCCUCAACCUGCGAUAUACUCCACUGCCACUUCCAUCCCCGCCAUCGUUAACUCUCAACAUGUAAUUGACUCCACCGACAACUCGAGUUCUACUUCCAUCCCGGCGUUAAAACUCAAACACCAAGACCCCAUCGACGGACAAUCUGUCCCCGGCCUCCCAGGCGCCCCUGACGUCAAAAGAAACCGAUUACAAGAUAAAGGAGAACACAAGCACAGGAAGAAGAAGAGGAAAGUGCGGCUGGAUUCAGGCGCUACAGGCACAACGCAGGGGCUCACUGCUGAUCUUGUGCAAUGUCCGGACUUUGUUACAGACGGGAUUCUGAACGUUAGCCAUCUGACGGGACAAGGGUCCAGAGAAGGGUGUAGGAGGAAUAAAAGGAUGAAAGCAACUUCUGAAAAUGUGUUAGCGAAAAGUCUCACAAGGACCACACCGGCCGACCCAGACAUCAGCGACACGUGGAGACCCAAGGCCAAGAAGCCAGGGAGGAACGCUACGUCCACUGAUGUCCGCACCGGACUUUCAAUUUCAGAGUUCCCAGGUUUGACGUUGACACGCCUUCCUGUCAAGGAGGGAGUCCAACAUUCGAGAACCAGUUGGGCCCUCGCCCCAAAGAUGAGCGCCAUGCAACGCUCGAUGGAGAGAGCGAGAGAGCAGUUUGCCUGGAAGAAGAGAAGAAAAGCAGCUCUGUUCAGCAGACCACAUUGACACUGGCCCCUGAGCCGAAUUUGCUGAUGGACGACAUUCAGUCCAACGUUCUUCCAUCAUUUAAAAUGUCAAUUUUGAAAAUCACAGAAAUGAUAUUUGAAUGGAAUGUGAGGCUCAUAUGCUGUGAAUAAAUCGAACCAAAAAGUACAUCUGGAGUUUCUGUUUAAAAAAAGGUCAGCGGUUAGCCAAUCACUUUCUCCUAUCCAGGCCGUUUAUGCUCAGGUUUACAAAUGAAAGGGUCUUUAGUUGAUUGUGCGAGGAACCGGAUGCACUGAAGCACGAAAAUUCGGACCGGGCUGUACUCAGGAGAUUCGGGUAAGUGAGGAAAUUGUGGUCUCAAAGCCGCAUUACUUUCUUUCCCUCAAGCGAAUGCACGCAGAGAUGGCGAGACAAUUUUCCUGAACUGGGCUCUUUUGUUCCAGCCGGACUCUGACCUCGCGCUCGCCGCCCUCCGUGUGAUUUGGAGGGGAGGUCGCAUUCCCCAAACAGAUUUAGCGACUUACUUUCUCCUCCUAACAUUGCGGCAAAGACGCCCAAAUCGUUCAGCUGACUCUCACGUGCUUUCCUAAGACUUCUCACACACGAAGCCGCUGUCAUGUCUGCCACGUCACCUGCGCGAUUAGCAGCUAGCGGAUGUAGCGUGGGACGAUCUGUGCCAAAGCAGCGCUAAAAAACUAACAAGUAUUUCGUAAUCGACUUUGGAAUGUUUUUUGGGAGCCACCCAAGCAUUGAAAAUAUUUUUGGCACAACAGAGGAAGACGGGCAUUUUAGUCGAGGAUUUUUUUUUUUUUUUUAUUCCGAAAUCGCGAUGGAAUUUUGUUGGCGAGCAAACAAGCACCGACAAUGUCAGAAAAAAAUGCCCGACUUACUCGAAAUGCUGUUCAAGGUGUCAGUUUGCAGUUCCGGCAGGUGUUGACGCGGCAAACCUUUUCCACCGCUGUGCCCUUCGCUGGUUCCAUUCCGGGUCAGCGCCCUCCACUUGGUCACAGUGCAGGGGGACUGUAAUGCCUCUAAAUGUGAAAUCUGCUGGAUUUGGGUUGACAACAAACUUGAAUUGACUCUUCCUAGGCCAGGUAACCAACCAACCGACAAUUACAUACCGACUAAUUAAUAAAGCAACCAGCUAACCACAUGACAGUCCAACCGAGUAACUAGCUAAAGGAACCGCAAACCAAUGGACUGACCAACAACCAAUUCAGGAAUCAACCAACUGCAGCAAACAAUCUCUGGAUCUAUCGACCAGCCAACCAAGCGACCGACCUGUUCAGACUGCGACCUCCGCAGAGCAGAAGUGACAUUCCACGGCUGGCUGGCGGCCUCCAUACUGACGCCUCGUGGGGCCUUUGGUCCAAAAUGAACUCGACGCGCCACACAACGCGCAAGAUUGAUUGUUUCGGGAGUCCAUCGGCCGCCUUCAUCAAUGAUGCACGGCCUCGAGACCACCUUCUCAAUAUGAUUAAGCAGAGGAACCAUCGACUGCCUUUUGAGCCGCUGAUGACUGGAGGACGGAAAAUGGCCAAUUUUGACUGAUUUUCUUCCUUAAUCAUCAUAUUUUUUUUUCUUAUGAAAGACAAGUAUUACUGUUGAUCAUAUUUGAAAUGAAUGUUAUGUUGAUUUCUAUUCUUCUAUGACAUCAUUAAAAUGAUUCAUUUAGCGGCGGCACGGUUCAGAGGACGGGGGUUCAAAUCCCGGCCUCGCCAGUGUGGAGUUUGCAUGUUCUGCCCGUGGCUGCGUGGCUUUUCUCCGGGUGGGCACUCCGGUUUCCUCCCAUUCAUUGGACACUCUAAAUUCGAAAUUCCCCAUCUACCCUGUGAUUGUCUGGCAACCAGUUCAGGGUGGACCCAGCCUCCUAGGCUCUGGCACUCUGUCGGCCCUUUUGAGGAUAAGCAACUCAGAAAACGGAUGGAUGGCUUCAUCUAGCAGGCCUCAUCUAAAGACAUCUAGUGGACAUUUGUGGUAAUUUUUAGAUUGGGGGGGGGGGGAAAGUAGUGUUUGUAAAAUAUGUAUUUGAAACCCUAACCUAAAUAUUUAUUAGUAUUAUAUUAUUAGUUGCAAUUAUUUGAAAAAAUGAAUACAAUAAAUGUCUCAAAAGUAUCUCAACUCAACUUCAAUCAUAAAACACUUCUAAAAACAACCAGUUGGAAACUCAGAAUGUAAA